CACUUCCUGUGACGCUGCGCGUCACUUCCUCCUCAGCUCGCCGUUGGGUCAGUGGGGACCCACGCGGCCUCAACAUGCGUAUCGAGAAGUGUUAUUUCUGUUCAGGGCCCAUCUACCCCGGCCACGGCAUGAUGUUCGUCCGCAAUGAUUGCAAGGUAUUCAGAUUCUGUAAAUCCAAAUGUCAUAAGAACUUUAAAAAGAAGCGUAAUCCUCGCAAGGUCAGGUGGACUAAAGCAUUCCGGAAAGCAGCUGGCAAAGAGCUUACAGUGGAUAACUCAUUUGAAUUUGAAAAACGUAGAAAUGAACCUGUCAAAUACCAGCGAGAACUAUGGAAUAAAACUAUUGAUGCAAUGAAGAGAGUUGAAGAGAUCAAACAGAAACGCCAAGCUAAAUUUAUAAUGAACAGAUUGAAGAAAAAUAAAGAGCUACAGAAAGUUCAGGACAUUAAAGAAGUCAAGCAAAACAUCCAUCUUAUCCGAGCCCCUCUUGCAGGCAAAGGAAAACAGCUGGAAGAAAAAAUGGUACAGCAGUUACAACAGGAUGUGGACAUGGAGGAUGUUUCUUAAAAAUCUUACUCUAUAAUCAUUUCUAUGUGUACAUUUGAAAAUCUCCUUUGGAGACUUAGAAUUUAAUUCUAAAUAAUUAAUUUUUAUAUAAGGUCACUGAAGUGAAAGGUGAUUAUAAAUACUGUUCUACAUUGCUAUCUGCAAAGCAUCAGAUUAUGGAUGUUAGAUUGCACCUCAUUGUAAUGUCUUCAUUGAUAGACAUGCUUAUGUAAAUCAUGAAAAUUCUGUUCAUAAAUGCACAAGUGGAUUGUG
Molecule: messenger RNA, 818 nt
Organism: Ictidomys tridecemlineatus (thirteen-lined ground squirrel)
Lineage: Eukaryota; Metazoa; Chordata; Mammalia; Rodentia; Sciuridae
Gene: Rsl24d1
Product: ribosomal L24 domain containing 1
Biological process (GO): ribosomal large subunit biogenesis
Cellular component (GO): nucleolus
Molecular function (GO): structural constituent of ribosome
Source: RefSeq, a predicted model, not a curated record